This is a messenger RNA of Onychostoma macrolepis, 3824 nucleotides long. It is a transcript of the gene cdh15, whose product is annotated as cadherin 15, type 1, M-cadherin (myotubule). The transcript has 14 exons. NCBI's taxonomy places the organism in Eukaryota, Metazoa, Chordata, Actinopteri, Cypriniformes, Cyprinidae. Gene Ontology annotation, molecular function: cadherin binding; calcium ion binding. Bases 105 to 2510 code for a protein of 801 amino acids. The record is from RefSeq and is a predicted model, not a curated record. Gene Ontology annotation, cellular component: catenin complex; adherens junction; plasma membrane. Gene Ontology annotation, biological process: cell-cell junction assembly; cell morphogenesis; homophilic cell-cell adhesion.
UGUCUCUGCCUCAUUGCAAAUUUUGCUUGGACACUGUAGUCCAAGUCUCCAGUGUUUUAUCAUUUGGCAGUGGUGUAUUGUGUACAGUAAGGAUCAAAAGCCAGAUGAUGAAGGCUGUGGCGGUCCUGGGUGCACUGCUGGCCGUUGUGUGUCAGGUCAGCAGCAGCAGUCAGGUAACACGGAGCGAUCUGAACCCAGCUGUGCUGUACCCAUGGAGACACAGGAGUGCAGGUCCACAGGUCAGGGUCAAGAGAGACUGGAUCAUUCCACCAAUCCGAGUAUCAGAAAACAGCAAGCAGGUCCCUGAAGAUCUGGUCCAGAUCAAAUCAGACAAGAUUUUCACCGGGGAGGUGAUAUACAUGCUGGAGGGACCCGGGGUUGACCAGGACCCCAAAGGCCUCUUUGAAAUUGAUGAAACAACAGGAUGGAUCAAGAGCAAAAUGCCACUAGACAGGGAAAAACACAAGAGUUUUAAGCUCAAAGCUUUUGCACUCUCCCCAAGUGGAGAGAGACUGGAAAGUCCCACCACCAUUGAAAUCUACGUUUUAGAUCAGAAUGACCACAGGCCUGAAUUUACCCAGAAGGAGUUUGUCGGCACUAUCCCAGAAUUCUCUGUUCCAGGGACUUCAGUGAUGCAGGUUACAGCGAUAGAUUCUGAUGAUCCAAUGACAGAAAACGCAGCUCUGAGCUACUCCAUCAUUGGGCAAGAGAGUAUCCCUCCUCACGGCAUCAACAAGACCAUGUUUGGUAUUAACAACAAAACUGGAGCAAUCUACACUCGAGAUGUGGGAUUAGACAGAGAUGUGGUGCAGUCCUUCAGGCUGACUCUGCAGGUGGCUGACAUGUCUGGAAUGGGCCUAACCUCCACCGGUCGUGCUAUCAUUCACAUCUCUGACAUUAACAACCAUGCUCCGAAAUUCCAUCCUACCAUGUACAACAUGUUUGCAAUGGAGAACAAGUACAUCGCAGAGUUGGGCAGGGUCAAUGCGACAGAUAAGGACCAGAAAGGUGGAGAUAACUGGAAGAUUAAGUACAAGAUUGUAAAUCCUUCAGGGCACUUUGACAUCCGCACAGACCCAGUUUCCAACCAAGGCAUCAUUUCUGUGGUUAAGCCGCUAGACUAUGAAUCCCAGGCAGAGUAUCAGCUCAUUGUCAAAGCAGAGAAUGAAGUCAGGCUUAAAGCCCCAUACGAACAAAUACACAGUGCUACAGUCACCGUCAGAGUGAUGAAUGAGAACGAGGCCCCAAUCUUUUAUAAAAACCCCAUUAAAGUGACUGUUGCAGAGUCCAUUGUUCCCGGUACUGUCCUGGUCUCAGAUAUUGCUUAUGAUCCAGAUAAUGCCAAGCUAAGGUUUGAAAUCAUUCAGGAUCCUGAGAGUUGGCUUGCAAUCAACCAUGCAACUGGACAAAUCACAGCCAGGAGAUCCUUCAACAUCCGGUCUCCCCACGUCAGAAACAACAUUUACUCUGCUAUUGUGAAAGUCAUAGAUCAGGACGCUGAUGGCAUCUCUGCAACAGCUACACUGGAGGUAUAUCUGUGGGAGACCAAUGAUUAUCCACCAGUGCUUAUACCCUUGAGUGGGACAGUGUGCAGUGAUCGGGACAGAGAUAAACUGGGCCUUCUGCUUAGUGCUGUGGAUGAAGACAUGUCCCCUCAAGCUGACCCCUUCACUUUUCACAUUGCUGAUCAAAAUGUGGCUGCCAACUGGACCAUCAUAACUCUUAAUGAGACCCAUGCGGUUCUCCAGCCACUGAUAGACAUAGAGAAAGGGCAAUUCUCUAUUCCUGUGGUCGUAUCGGACUCUGGCUCCCCUUCCCUUUCCUCUAAUGCUCUGGUCAACGUGACUGUGUGUCCCUGUGAUAGUUUCGGUGACUGCAAGAGCUACACCGCAGCCAUCUUUGGAACCAAAAUGGGAAUAAGCUUCAUUGCCCUUAUGAUUAUUAUGGGAUGCAUUGCUCUUCUUUUGUUUCUGAUUGUUCUUGCUGUGGCGGUGAAGGGCUGCACAAGGCAGAACAUUAGAAAAGGAGGAGGUCUGCUGGUCGGAGCGUCUGAUGAUGACAUCCGAGACAAUGUCUUUCACUAUGAUGAGCAGGGAGGAGGAGAAGAGGAUGAGGAUGCAUUUAAUAUUGAUUUUCUGAGGAACCCAACUGAUAGUGUCCCUGCCCCAGCCUCAUUUUUCCCACAAGACUGCGGCCUGCCCAGAGGAAAACAACCUCUAAGGAAAGACGCACCCCAUAACCUACCUUCUCCUACAUAUCCACGCAAACCCCCUGGAGACCCAACCGAUAUAGAAAAUUUCAUCAAUGUUGGGCUGGAUGCUGCUGACAAUGACCCUAACGUUCCACCAUACGAUACAGCUCUGAUCUAUGACUAUGAGGGCGAUGGGUCGGUAGCAGGCAGCCUUAGCUCUAUCGCUUCCAUGGGCUCAGACGGUGACCAGGACUAUGACUACCUCAAUGACUGGGGACCACGGUUUAAAAAACUGGCUAACAUGUACGACCCACGUUAGGCACCAGACUGAUUCUUUUGUUCAAUAUGUUCGGAUACUCUCAUUCAUGCAUAUCCUUCAAAACUCCAUGCAAAUCAAAUGUCCCAUCUUCAAUAUGAGAGAGUGCUCAUGAUGUAAUGAUGAGGGGCGGAUUACAUUAUUGAUAUUGUAGAUAAAUGGAGGGCUCUAUCUAUUCCCCAGUGAUCAGUGUAAAGGUCAUCAAUGUCAAAAAGAGACUGCGCGCACCGUCUUUUUCCUUUCCUUCAUGGAAUCAGUGAACUAUUUCAACAUGCUGAUGUGACAGGUGCUUACUGUGGGCCAGUGUGCAAAUGGCUCACAUUGUGAAAGCACCAACUGGAGGGAGGGACCGUGUGUUAGUGCAUACUGAUUAGACAUGGUGCAAAAAGAGAUGCCUUGUUCAUAAACCAUGCGUCAUUUUCUUGAGGGAUUAUUUUAGCUGAUGACCAAUACAGAGGUUUGCUGAGCAUGUUGGGUACACAGGAAGAAUAAUUCACCCAAAAAAUAAAUUUAUAUUCAUAAAUUGACAUUUACUUAUAACCAUCAUUCUAAACCCACAAGACUUUCUUUCAUCUAUCGAAAACAGAGGGAUAUUUUAUAUGUUGGUAAAUAUCAGAGCUGCUCUUUUCUAUAUAUAUAUAUAUAUAAAUAAAAGAUACUGUCAAAUAUGGUGCAUCAAGUUGCACAGUGGCAAGUUUGAAUAGUAGUAACACCAAAGGACACUGGAUGAGAGUGAAAGCACCAAUGAGAGAUUUUCAAUCGUAUGUGAAUAAAAAAACAAACAAACAUGUUUGAGUCAGUAUAGGUCAUUUGAAUGAUAAUGUAUGGUAGUCAAUGGAUCUACAGAGAAAGUGGAAAAAAUUAAUUUGUUACUCAAUGGUAUGUAAAUAUCCCUCAUGUUUUCCACCCAUGGAAACCUUUAGCUGUAUAGAAAACAGCAGCUCCAAAAUUAUAUAUUCUUAUGUAUUUCAAUGAAAGAAAGUCAUAUUCCUGUAAAAAAUAAAAUAAAAUAAAUAAUAUGCAUUAAUAUCUAUUUUUAAGACAGAUUGACUGAUAAAAUGAUUUUUUUUUUUUUUUUAAUCUUUUGAUCAAUUGUUCUUAUUCUUUUUAUACAUCAUUAGUAUCUUGUGUAAUAUUUGUGUUUGUAAUACUAUUUUUGCUUGCCUGCAGUUAACCUCAGUAAGUAAAACAAAGACAUUUAUAAAGCCUUAAUAUUAGGAAUAAUUAUUUUCAUAUGCAGCAUAUUAACAGAUUGCCAAAUGAAUGAUGCCUUAAAUGUAUAUAUUUUUGCUUUCCCCUCAAGAACACAAGUUUUUC